AUGUUUGACGCGCCGUACGACAGCCCGCCGCUCUACAGCCCCAAGUUCAGCACUGGCAGCCUCUACCCGCCCCGAAGCCCCCACUCCCCCCUCUACACCCUCCACCAUGACCGCCACCUCGCCUCCCCCGACUCCUACUACUACCACGACACCUGGGAGGGCCGGCCGCAGCACUUCUACCGCUGGUUCUCCCCGCCGGGCGCCGUGAAGACGUUCCAGGGCGCCACGGUGCUCAUGUGCUUCCUGAUCUUCGCCUGCGUGGCCUCGACGCUGGUGUGGGACGUGGGCGGGUUCGGGUACGCUGGGUAUGGCGGGGUGGGGGUUGGGGUGGGGGCGGGGCCAGGAGGGGGAGGGGCGGGGACGUACUAUGGAGGUAGCUACGGUUACGGGAGCUCGUACAUGACGCCGCACGCAGCCAAGUCGGCCAUGAUUGCGAUGGCGGCGGUGAACUUCCUGGUGUCGCUGGGAUUCCUGGUCGGCAGCUUCUCGCGCUCGCGGUCCAUGAGGGGCGCCAGGUUCUAUCUCGCCGUGUUCGUGUGCGACAUCAUCCUCGCCGUGCUGCAGGGAAUCAUCGACAUCAUCUUUGUGAUCGGAGUGAACCCGAUGUCCCAGAGUUCCCAGAGCAUGUUGUAUAACCCCAUGUUGAUGAUGUGUCAGAGCGGGGGGGCUCCGGGACGUCCCAGUCUGAGCGCCGCUGCCGGGGGGGGCUUCCCUGGAGGGUUCCCCAUGUACUCCCAGUACCUGCACCACUACUGCUACAUGGACCCAGAGGAGUCCGUGGCCCUGGUCCUGGGGGUCCUGGUGGUCCUGGCGCUGGCCUUCGCUGCUUAUUACUCCUACAAGACACGCAGCAAGAUCUGGAGACACGGGAAGAGCAACAUCCUGUGGGACCAACCAGCCAGGGAGACGGGGGAGACGCUGCUGCACUGGGUGAGGAAGGGGGGAGACGCUGCUGCACUGGGUGAGGAAGGGGGGAGACGCUGCUGCACUGGGUGA
Knipowitschia caucasica is the source of this 996-nucleotide messenger RNA. The record is from the annotation of a GenBank genome assembly. Lineage: Eukaryota; Metazoa; Chordata; Actinopteri; Gobiiformes; Gobiidae.